Anopheles nili is the source of this 803-nucleotide messenger RNA. Its product is annotated as keratin-associated protein 19-2. The coding region runs from base 53 to 367 and encodes 104 amino acids. Lineage: Eukaryota; Metazoa; Arthropoda; Insecta; Diptera; Culicidae. The record is from RefSeq and is a predicted model, not a curated record. The transcript has 2 exons.
UCCACUUCGACUAGCUCGCCCAAAAAAACCAACCAACCAACUCAACAUCACCAUGAAGUCCUUCAUUGCUCUGUUCAUCGUCCUGGCCAUCGCCGCCGUCUAUGGUGCCGAGGAGUCGAAGGUGACCGAGAAGCGUGGCAUCUACGGUGGACUUGGCUACGGUUACUCCGGCUACCCGGGUCUGGCCGGUCACGGAUACUACGGUGGUCUGGGAGGAUACGGUGGAUACGGUGGAUACGCUAACGGACUCGGCUAUGGAUCGCACGCCGGCUACUACGGAUCGUACCCGGGAUACUACGGUUCCCACUCGGGAUACCUCGGUGGCUACUCCGGCUACCCGUACGGUGUGGGCUACGGAUUCCACUAAGCGCCUUAAUGAACUGCUCCUCCGGAACCGGUAAUGUGGCCCCCUAGAGUGCAUCCUUAGCCACCGCAGGAUCAUGCAUUGAUCUUGUGUUGUGUGAGAGCGGAAGCUAUGUGGAAGCUCAGGAUCCUGGCCUUCAGAUGGCCUUCCCUGGAUGCAGUUUGUGAUCACUUGCGGAGGGGGGAUUUGGUUCCGGUGGGUGGUUUGGCAAUUGUUUUCCCCCGUGGUACCACCACUGGUGGAGUUUCGGCCCCAUCAAAAUUCCUUUCUUGACCCGACCGAAUGCUGUGAAUACUUUCGAAAGUAUACGACUACCGUUAUGCGUGUUUUAUAUUCUACUUUAUUUUGCCUCUACUGUGUUAUUACAACUACUCUUUUUUUACUUUAGUCUCUAGCGUUUGUACAGUACAAUAAACGAAAGGAAACAAAAACUUUUACG